This is a messenger RNA of Eruca vesicaria subsp. sativa (arugula), 881 nucleotides long. NCBI's taxonomy places the organism in Eukaryota, Viridiplantae, Streptophyta, Magnoliopsida, Brassicales, Brassicaceae. The record is from the annotation of a GenBank genome assembly.
GGAGAGGAAGAAAAACAUAAACAUUUGCGAAGGAAGUAAAGAAGAACAGUUUAUAUUUUGUUGGUCGGAGCCUCGUUGGAAUCGAAAAUCUCGCCAUGAGUGAAGAAGGUCCCAAGCUUUUCACUAACAAACCCAAGAAGAAGAAUAUCAUUGCUCAGCUGAAGCACGUCGAAGCCACAGGUGGGACCACCGUUCCUCCAUCGUCGAAUCCAGCUGCGGCGGCGGCGGCUUCGUAUACGAUGGGCGGUGGUUCUGCUCCUCCCCCUCCUCCGCCUCCCAAGGAAUCGUUCGCUCGAAGGUACAAAUAUAUGUGGCCGCUUCUCCUCACCGUCAAUCUCGCCGUCGGAGGUUACCUUUUCUUUAGGACUAAGAAGAAGGACAUAGAAGAACCUGCAAGUGAAGAGAUUGCUGCUAAAUCAGAUUCAGUCGCGGCUCCUGUUACAGUGGAAAAGCCGGUGUCUUCUGCAGUGGUUGCGGAGCCAGUGGUGGUCAAGGCACGUGAGCCAUUACCGGAGAAGCAACAACGUGAGCUCUUCAAAUGGAUGUUGGAGGAGAAAAGAAAAGUAAAACCACAAAACGCACAAGAGAAGAAGAGGAUUGAUGAAGAAAAGGCGAUUCUCAAACAAUUCAUAGCAUCCAAAACCAUUCCUACUCUCUGAUUAAAAUUUUCAGUUUCUGUCGAUUUGGUUUUAGUUAUUUUUGUGGAUGUUUUGCAUUUUACAAUAACUUCGAAAUCUCAUCCUUUUCAUCAUUCCAGUGUUGUCAUUUAUCAUUUUUUUUUGUUUCUUCUACAUGAGUGGUAAAUUACCCUCUGAAUUUUUGGUAAGAGUAUGCUCGACAUUCUAUAAUUACUCUUUUCAGAGUAAAAUCUGUUAUAACCA